UGCUUUUUCUUCAUUAUAUACGCCUAUGUUAUCUCAUCUCUCUCUCCACUUCCAACCAUACUCAUUAUAGCUUUUUCCUUGCUUUGCUCUUCUCUGCGUUUAGCAUUUUGUUCAAACCUUACCUGAGCCUAUGUAGGAUGGCAAGGAGCGUGCAAGUGGGGAGAGGAUGACCAUUGUAAUAGGACCAUGGGGAGGAAAUGGUGGAGCUGAUUGGGACGAUGGGAUCUACAAUGGGGUGAGAGAGAUCAAGAUUGCUUACUGUCUUUGCAUCGACUCCAUUACUGUGGUGUAUGAUAGAAACGGUAAGCCUGUCAAAGCAGAAACGCAUGGUGGUCGCGGAGGCAAUCAAACUGCUGAGAUAAAGCUUCAGUACCCAGAUGAACACCUAGUGGGUGUAAGUGGACACUAUUGUCCGAUGAUGUUUGGCAUCGGCCCACGGUUAAUCCGGUCACUCAAAUUUCAGAGCAACAGAAGAACAUUUGGACCAUAUGGAAUUGAAGAAGGCACACCCUUUACUUUCACAGUGGAUGGAGGCCAAAUUGUUGGAUUAAAGGGAAGGGAUGGAUGGUACCUAGAUGCCAUUGGGUUUCAUGUAUCCCCUCCCCCAACCAAAAAUUCUCAGAGCAUUCAGAAGACCAUUGUAAUAGAACCAUGGGGAGGAAAUGGUGGAGCUGAUUGGGACGAUGGGAUCUACAAUGGGGUGAGAGAGAUCAAGAUUGCUUACUGUCUUUGCAUCGACUCCAUUACUGCGGUGUAUGAUAGAAACGAUAAGCCUGUCAAAGCAGAAACGCAUGGUGGUCGCGGAGGCAAUCAAACUGCUGAGAUAAAGCUUCAGUACCCAGACGAGUUCCUAGUCGGUGUAAGUGGACACUAUUGUCCGAUGAUGUUUGGCAUCGGCCCGCGGUUAAUCCGGUCACUCAAAUUUCAGAGCAAUAGAAGAACAUUUGGACCAUAUGGAAUUGAAGAAGGCACACCCUUUACUUUCACAGUGGAUGGAGGCAAAAUUGUUGGAUUAAAGGGAAGAGAUGGAUGGUACCUAGAUGCCAUUGGGUUUCAUGUAUCCCCUCCCCAAACCAAAAAACUCUUUCAGAGUAUUCAGAAGAGUUUUAGAAGGCUUGGGAGCUCGGUUUCAAAACCUUAGACUGCUCAAAGUUGAAAGCAUGUGACUUAGAGCUCAUGCCUGCCGCCAUACAAGUUCUUAAAAUCACCAAAAGCUCAAAAAUAUUGCACGUAUAAUAAGCUACCCUUUCUGCUUGUGAUUAUUUCUUUCUUUUGAAGGACACUAAAGCCAUCCAAAUAAUGUCUAGUGUUUUCUGUACCAUCAAUGAAAUAUCAUGUUUCACUGGCAGGUGGCGAAACAUGCUUCGAUUGUUCUUAUUAAUUGCGUUGGGUCGAUAAUCAGACUAAAAUAAUUGAACAGCAACCUAAAAGGAUUCAAGGAAAGGAGCCAAACAUUUUUCUUUCUACCAAUAAUACAAUUUACAAAAGAUAAACACAAGCAAGCACUGUAUCUUUUAUUUCACUUUAUAUGCAUUCUGCAAGUCUGAAUACAUAUAAAAUUCUGUCAGAGAAACUAUUUCCAGACCAGAAAUAUGCUAUAUAGCUAAUCUAAGAAUCACAUUGACAUCAACUAUAUAACCCCAGGUUUGAGGGUACUUUACUAGCUCUCAUUCGCAUAUCAGAAAUGUGACCAUGACAUGGAAUAUGUGAAGCAGAAAAACCAUAAAACUGAAUUGCAGUCAAGUACACAAGAUGAGAGGAUUCAGAUCUCAAAACUAACUACUUUUCAUUUCAAGCUAUUGUGACAAAACAAUGACCGGACAAUGAACCAGCAAAUAGCCAUAAGAAACAAUUCAUUAUAAGAGCAUGUUGGCAUCCUUACGAAAAAUCCCAGAAGAAUUCUCACAAUUUUGAUAACAGCAACAAGAAAUGAGUCCCCUAGCAAAUGAUCGAAUAUGAAGCAAUUGUCAUGGACACACUGUCUCCACUUAACAGCACACCAUACACCAGUUUCAUGCAUGUACACAAAAUAACAAAGGUGCAUCAAUAAAAGAAAUUCUAAGGCAUCACCAGCCAAAGACAACAGGCACAAAGGUUCUUUGACCACACUGUAUAGUUUCAUACCAUAUUUUUUAACCCAUAUUCACUUACCCUAAACCCACACAUUGUCUUAACAUUUUUUUCUACCGGUACAUUGCCUUGACACAUGACAGACAUGUUGAACCAGUUUUAUGCAUGCCAUAGAAUGAGAAAACAACUGCAAGGCAUCAACAUGAAUAUAAAACAGGUAGAAAGUUCUCUGGUCAGAUUCUUACAAGGCACCCUCAAGCAAACAGAUGGACAAAUUCACAUAUCUAUUGCACGUACAUAAAAAAACAGAUGCAAACAGUCUGACUAGAAUGUAAUAAAACCCACAUAACAACAUAUCGCAGCGAAUUCAAAUUCGUCAAAUAUACACAAAUAUCAAGUUUCAAAUUGUUCCAACAAGAGUCAUAACUCUUAAUUAGCAAUC
Messenger RNA from Prunus persica (peach), 2512 nucleotides. Its product is annotated as jacalin-related lectin 19. Bases 167 to 1141 code for a protein of 324 amino acids. NCBI's taxonomy places the organism in Eukaryota, Viridiplantae, Streptophyta, Magnoliopsida, Rosales, Rosaceae. Gene Ontology annotation, molecular function: carbohydrate binding. The transcript is spliced from 4 exons. The record is from RefSeq and is a predicted model, not a curated record.